Molecule: messenger RNA, 378 nt
Organism: Oldenlandia corymbosa var. corymbosa
Lineage: Eukaryota; Viridiplantae; Streptophyta; Magnoliopsida; Gentianales; Rubiaceae
Source: the annotation of a GenBank genome assembly
AUGGCAAGUCGAGGAGUGUCGAGGAAAGAUAAGCCCAAUGGAAGACACCAUGGCUUAACACAGCAAAAGAGACAGGAGAUAAGAGAGGCCUUCGAAUUGUUAGAUACUGACAACUCUGGCACUAUUGAUGCUAAGGAACUGAACGUUGCAAUGAGGGCCCUUGGUUUUGAAGCAACAGAAGAGGAAAUAAAUAGAAUGAUUGUAGAAGUUGACAAAGAUUGUAGUGGUGCCAUAGACUUUGAUGAAUUUUUGCAUAUGAUGAUUGCUAAGAUUGGAGAAAGGGACAACAAAGAGGAACUUAUGAAAGCAUUUCAAAUCAUUGACCAAGAUAAAAAAUGGAAAAAUUUCCAUGGCGGACAUCCAACGCAUCGCUCGUGA